Messenger RNA from Falco peregrinus (peregrine falcon), 2142 nucleotides. RefSeq names its product hydroxysteroid 17-beta dehydrogenase 7 (gene HSD17B7). The transcript is spliced from 9 exons. Gene Ontology annotation, cellular component: endoplasmic reticulum membrane. Gene Ontology annotation, molecular function: 5-alpha-androstane-3-beta,17-beta-diol dehydrogenase (NADP+) activity; 3-beta-hydroxysteroid 3-dehydrogenase (NADP+) activity; estradiol 17-beta-dehydrogenase [NAD(P)+] activity. Gene Ontology annotation, biological process: cholesterol biosynthetic process. NCBI's taxonomy places the organism in Eukaryota, Metazoa, Chordata, Aves, Falconiformes, Falconidae. The record is from RefSeq and is a predicted model, not a curated record. Bases 52 to 1050 code for a protein of 332 amino acids.
CCGGGCGCCCUUAUAGUGCGGGGGAGGGGCGGCGGUAGCGGUGGCAGCGUGAUGGAGCGGGUGGUGCUGGUGACCGGUGCUAGCGGCGGCGUGGGGCUGGCGCUGUGCCGGCGGCUGCUGGAGGAGGAUGGCCGCAUCCACCUCUGCAUCGCCUGCCGCAACGCCCAGAAGAGCGAAGCCACGCGGGACCUCAUCCUGGACACCCACCCCGCCGCCCAGGUCUCCACCGUGGAGGUGGACCUGGGUAACCUGGCCUCUGUCCUGCGCGUCGCCCGUGAGCUGCGCUGCAGGUUCCAGCACCUGGACUUUGUCUACCUCAACGCUGGGAUCAUGCCCAACCCACACGUGAACUUCAAGGCGCUCUGGCACGGCCUGCUCACCGGGAGGGUGCUUCACAUGCUGACCACUGCGGAAGGCAUCAUGACCCAGACAGACAGGCUGAACGGAGAUGGACUUCAGGAGGUGUUUGCUACCAACCUUUUUGGACACUUUAUCCUGGUUCGUCAACUUGAGUCUCUACUCUGCGGUAACGAAAAGCCCUCACGACUCAUCUGGACCUCUUCCAGCAAUGCCAGGGAGUCUGCCUUCAGCCUCUCUGACUAUCAGCAUGCCAAGGGGCAGGAAUCAUACAGUUCCUCCAAAUAUGCUACUGACCUGACAAGUGUGGUUUUGAACAGGAAAUUUAAUAAGCAGGGUCUGUAUUCCAGUGUUGUUUGUCCUGGUCUCGUUAUGUCUAACAUGACCUACAGAAUUUUGCCAGUUUUCCUGUGGAAGCUGCUGAUGCCCAUCAUGUGGCUGAUCCGAUUUUUUGCCAAAACUUACACUCUGACACCGUAUAAUGGAGCAGAAGCUCAUGUGUGGCUGUUCAAACAGAAGCCGGAGCACCUGGAUGCACUUGUCAAGUACCACAGCUGUACUUCUGGACUGGGGAAGAACUACGUGGAACCCAGAAAGAUUGAUGUGGAUGAGGACACUGCUGAGAAACUUUACCAAAAGCUGUUGGAGCUGGAGAGGGAGACUCUGGAGAGAUACAGUGAUCUCCUAGAUUAAGUACAGCCAGUGUCAGUGGGAUCAACAGUCUCGUAUUCAGUAACGUGGGCUUUCUUCAUUCUGGUGCUACUUAUGUUGCCUGCUGUUCUGCAGGCACGUGGCUUUGGACCCCGUCUUCUCAACAGAAGGUGAACAGUUCCUGAAAAUGGAAAUGUGAAAACUGAAGAGAAAUACUUAGUCUUUUUGGUAUAGGAUUUUUUUCUGGCAUAAACAGGAGACCUAGAGUAGGUGGAGACUGUUUUAACACAGUUGCAAUGCGGCGUCUUGCAAAAGCAUGACCGAACUGUGCGCAGUUCGGGAACAGCCCCAAAACAUGUGGUUUAAAUCUGGCUUAGCGCAGGAAAGGCAACAGUCUGGGGUGCUUCCCUGUGUCUUGGCUCUACCAGUCUUUCUAGAUGGCUCGAACACAUUACCUGUGGUGGAUCCUGAAGUACUUGAAGGCUCGAUCUUCAGCAGAGCUACUCUUACACUUGUGCACCAAAGCUGGGGACAGCUUGCCGGACGUGCUCAACAAGGUUGAACCUUACUGGAAGCCAGGCUUUGCACAGCGUCUGAGGCCAAGCUCCUGAAGGGCUGGCCUGAGAAGCGCACCCCCUGCCCCAGCUGUGGGGACAGAUGUCUUGCUGGGUAUGGGGCCAUAAAGGUUCUAACCACGACUGGCUGGAAAGACUGAAGCUGUUGCUGUUAACCUGGGCUCAGGGCUAGUCUGCGCUGUUUUUAGCAAGAGUGAGAGGUUACCGUGUCAUUUUAUCUAUUUAAUUCUCUUUUUACAUAAAUCUACUGUACAGAGUAAUCUUCCUGUUGUCUGUCUGGGGAGCUUCACCAGGUACCUGGUGUACUUCAAAUGCUGCAAUGAAUAAAUGACUGGAACUGACUUGUCCUUGCCGCAGUGGUGGUUUUACUCCAAGAGCCAGCCGCUUUUGACUCAGAGGGCUGGAAGGGAGGCUGGUUUAUUGCCUUGCACAAUGAGCCCGUGCAUACCUGGGGAGUGCGGGGUCUCUUCUCUCCUGCUGCAGGCGAGCUGUUAACUACCUCUUUGGGCUUACUUCUCAUUCCUACUAGUUAAUAAAAGACAUGAGUGGCUUCUGAAGA